GACUCUAUUUCUCCACAGUUCGAAUUUGUCCUCUCUUCUUCGAUCCUUUUCCAUCAUGAAUUUGUUUCCUUUUCAUAAAGUUUCAAUCUUUCUCUCUUGAUUCUUCAAGCACUCUGAAAAUGUCACUUUUCAUGGACGUCGGCAAGUCUCUGUUUUUCUGGGUAUUCCUCUUUUCCCUUUUCCGUUUCUCUUUUUCUUUCACUCCGGCGGAAAAUUACCUCCUCAGUUGUGGAUCCACCAUCAAUGCUUCUCUCUUAGACCGAGUUUUCAUCGGUGAUUCGAGUAAGCUCGCUUCGGGUUUUCUCUCCGGGGACCGAUCUGUUUCGCUUACUGACCAGAACCCAUCUCCGGAUUCACCCACUUUGUACCGGACGGCGAGGGUUUUCACCGGUGAGUCGAGAUAUAAGUUUGACAUCAAGAGAAACGGCACCCACUUGGUACGUUUCCAUUUCUCGCCAUUUUCAGCUCAGAAUUAUAAGCUAGAAUCUGGCAAGUUUGAUGUUUCUGUCAAUGGGUUCUUGGUAUUGAGUGGUUUUAGCACCAACGCUGUGGUGAUUAAAGAGUAUGUGAUGAAUUUAGACCUUGGAGAGCUUAACAUUGUUUUCUGUCCUGUGGAGGAAUCUGGUUUUGGGUUUGUUAAUGCAAUAGAAGUUUUCUCAGCUCCUAAAGAUUUUAUCAUUGAUGAGGGAGUUUUGUUGGUGAGUGCUCAUGGAAAUGAGGAGUACAAUAAUCUUUCAUCACAGGUUUUAGAGACCGUUCGAAGAAUCAAUGUUGGGGGUUCAAAAUUGACCCCUGUCAAUGAUACUUUGUGGAGAACUUGGAUACCGGAUGAUGAUUUUCUUGUCUUGAAACCGGCUGCAAAGCGUGCAGUCUCCACUCAGGUGCCAAAUUACCUGAGUGGUGGUGCAACGCGCGAAAUUGCACCGGAUAAUGUUUAUAUGACUGCACAGCAGAUGAACAGGGAUAAUAUGCCAGUGAAUUCAAGGUUUAAUAUCACUUGGCAGUUUCCAGUGGGUUCAAAAGGUGCUCGACACUUGGUUCGGUUGCAUUUUUGUGAUAUUGUUAGUCCUGCAAUUGGUCAGCUGUACUUCGAUGUGUAUAUCAAUCAGUACUCAGCUUACAGGGAUCUUGAUUUGUCAUCACUUACAUUCCAUGUUCUUUCAGCCCCGGUAUUCAUAGAUUUUGUUGCGGAUUCAGAUGAUUCAGGGUUUAUGGGUAUAAGUGUUGGACCUUCAUCUUUGAGCUCUCCUAUGAAAGUUAAUGCUAUUUUAAAUGGGGUAGAGAUAAUGAAGAUGGUAAAUCCUCAAGUUUCAAAUGCUGUGUCUAAGAAGAAAAAUGUCUGGAUUGUGGUGGGUUCAGUUCUUGGAGGCUUUAUUGUCUUAUGCUUGGCUGCUGCUGCUGCUGCUGUUCUGCUAGCACUGAGAUGCAAGAAGGAGAAACGAAAACCAGGGCCUGCAGAAAGCAUUGGUUGGACAGCUUUACGUGUGUAUGGGGGCAGUUCACAUAGCAGAACGACUGAAGGGACAGUUCAUACAUCUACAGGUCCAAAUGGAUAUCACAGCUUGAGGAUCCCUUUUACUGACAUACAGUCAGGAACGAACAAUUUUGACAAGGCUUUGAUUAUUGGCAUGGGUGGAUUUGGUAUGGUUUACAAAGGAGUUCUCAGAGACAAUACUAAGGUUGCUGUAAAAAGAGGUAUCCCAGGAUCAAGGCAGGGCCUUCCAGAAUUUCAAACUGAGAUAACUGUCCUGUCAAAGAUUCGUCAUCGACAUCUUGUUUCGCUUGUUGGGUAUUGUGAAGAACAGUCAGAGAUGAUACUGGUUUAUGAGUACAUGGAAAAAGGGCCAUUGAAAAGUCAUUUAUACGGUUCAAAAUAUCCUCCAUUGUCAUGGAAGCAGAGGCUGGAAAUAUGCAUUGGUGCAGCAAGGGGUCUGCACUACCUUCAUACUGGCUCAGCACAAGGUAUUAUCCAUCGUGACAUUAAAUCUACCAAUAUCUUGCUCGAUGAGAAUUAUGGGGCCAAAGUAGCUGAUUUUGGUCUUUCAAGAUCUGGCCCACGACUUGAUGAGACCCAUGUAAGCACUGGUGUCAAAGGUAGCUUUGGGUAUCUUGAUCCUGAGUAUUUCCGGAGGCAGCAGCUUACAGAUAAAUCGGAUGUUUAUUCAUUUGCGGUUGUUCUUUUAGAGGUUCUCUGUGCCAGACCUGCUGUUGAUCCAUUGCUUGCCAGAGAACAGGUGAAUUUAGCAGAAUGGGCAAUGCAAUGGCAAAAGAAGGGUAUGCUAGAGAAAAUUAUUGACCCCCAUCUUGUUGGGCAAAUAAACCCAAGCUCUUUGAAGAAAUUUGGGGAAACAGCUGAGAAAUGUUUAGCUGACUAUGGUGUUGACAGGCCAUCUAUGGGUGAUGUCUUAUGGAACUUGGAGUAUACACUUCAGCUUCAAGAAUCAGGGCAACAAGAAUCACAUUUAGACAAUGAUACAAAUGGGACAGAGCAUGCUACCCCUGGCAUCACGCCAUCUACCAGUCAUAGGAUAGGGAAUCUUGCUCGUAGUGAUAGCUCAGACAUGACUAGUAGCCAAGUGUUUUCACAGUUGAUGACCAAUGAAGGCAGAUAGUUCUUGGACUCAUGAUACCAACAUUUGGUACUGUGUGGGUGCCUUCAAGGACACUUUUUCUCCAAACUUAUGCUGGCAACUUAAUUUGAGGUGCUAAUAUUCCCUCGGUUUAUUUUAUUUAUAUUUGUACCUUACCUGUAUUUAUCCCCCACGUGUUGUAUCCAUAUGGAAAAUAAUAUGCGUUCUCUAAAGGUAGUAAUAUUCCCUCAGUUACCUAAAUGUGUUGUAAUCUUAUAGCUAUAUUUUCACCGCUUGCUACCACUAUAUGGUUACCUUUUCAAUUGUAACAGUUACUGUUGAAUAUCUAUAGCAU
Messenger RNA from Rubroshorea leprosula, 2925 nucleotides. NCBI's taxonomy places the organism in Eukaryota, Viridiplantae, Streptophyta, Magnoliopsida, Malvales, Dipterocarpaceae. The record is from the annotation of a GenBank genome assembly.